Messenger RNA from Galleria mellonella (greater wax moth), 4035 nucleotides. RefSeq names its product myotubularin-related protein 2 (gene mtm). Gene Ontology annotation, molecular function: phosphatidylinositol-3,5-bisphosphate 3-phosphatase activity. The coding region runs from base 106 to 1986 and encodes 626 amino acids. The transcript is spliced from 13 exons. Lineage: Eukaryota; Metazoa; Arthropoda; Insecta; Lepidoptera; Pyralidae. Gene Ontology annotation, biological process: dephosphorylation. The record is from RefSeq and is a predicted model, not a curated record.
UCAUGUUCUCUAUCAUAUUUUUAUCACGAUUGUAUUCCAUUCCAAUACAAGAUUAUUGUAUUAAUAAAUAUUUUAUUUUAUUUUUAGCAUUUUGCGCUAUUUACUAUGGAUAAACAUAACAGUUCUGAGAUAUUAAAUUCGGACUACUCACUUUCCAAAAAUGCCAGUUCCGACUCACUGGAUUCAGACUCUAAAUCGAGUUCAUUGAAUUCUAAACACGGACAAGACUCCCCUCAUGUGUUGGGAGACAUUCAAUUUCUGGAUAGCGAGAAAUCAAAGAGAUUGGCUCAGGAUGUUACAUAUUUGUGUCCAUUUAAUGGACCAAUAAGAGGUGUGCUACAAAUCACCAAUUAUCAGUUGCAUUUUAGACCAAUUGAACCUUCUGCAUUACACAGCACAUUGAGUGUUCCGCUUGGUGUUAUAUCUCGUAUUGAAAAGGUUGGUGGUGCCACAUCUAAAGGAGAAAACUCAUACGGCAUUGAAAUAUUUUGCAAGGAUAUGAGAAAUUUGCGGUUCGCCCACAAGCAAGAAAACCACUCGAGGCGCGGCAUAUUCACCUAUCUGCAGCAACUAGCAUUCCCUCUGUCUCAUGGUUUACCACUUUUUGCAUUUAGUUAUUCAGAGACGUUCCCAGAAGACGGUUGGCAUGUUUAUGACCCUAUCGCUGAACUACGACGAAUGGGUGUAAACAAUGAUAUGUGGCGUAUAACUCGUAUAAACGAUAAGUAUGAGGUGUGCGACAGUUAUCCAGCCGUGUGGGCGGUACCCACAGCGGCCACCGACGAUUUGCUACGGUCCGUGGCUGCGUUUCGCUCCAGGGGACGGAUCCCUGUGCUGUCCUGGAUACAUCCCAGUUCGCAGGCUACCAUCACUCGGUGUAGCCAGCCUUUAGUUGGGGUGAGCGGCAAACGAAGUCGUGAAGAUGAGCGCUAUGUGCAACUUAUUAUGGAUGCGAAUGCACAAGGGAACAAAUUGUACAUAAUGGACGCGAGACCAAGUGCUAACGCCAUCGCGAACAAAGCCAAAGGUGGAGGUUACGAGUCAGAAGACGCAUAUCAAACCGCUGAGCUGGUGUUCUUGGACAUCCACAAUAUUCACGUUAUGAGAGAGAGUUUACGGAAAUUGAAAGAGUUGUGUUUCCCUCAGAUCGAUCAGACUAGAUGGUUCAGUGGAAUUGAAGCAAGUUGUUGGCUAAAACACAUCAAAUGCAUAUUAGCGGGAGCUGUUCGCAUAGUAGAUAAGGUGGAAAAUCACAAAACAUCAGUAUUGGUGCACUGUUCAGACGGUUGGGAUCGCACUGCUCAGCUCACCGCCCUCGCUAUGCUCAUGCUGGACCCCUACUACCGCACGCUCAGAGGCUUCGAAGUACUUAUCGAGAAAGAGUGGCUGUCGUUUGGACACAAAUUCCAACUGCGUAUAGGUCACGGCGACGAGCGUCACUCCGACGCGGACCGCUCCCCCGUCUUCGUCCAGUGGGUGGACUGUGUGUGGCAACUGCAACAACAGUUCCCAACUGCUUUCGAGUUCACCGAGCGGCUGCUCAUCACCAUCGUCGACCAUUUAUAUUCCUGUCGGUUCGGCACAUUUCUCUUCAAUACCGAACGGGAGAGGGUGAAGGAAGAGGUGAAAACAAAGACUGUAUCACUAUGGUCAUACAUAAACAGCAACCAGGAUUUAUAUCUGAAUCCGUUGUACUGGGGUCCUUCUACAUUCGGUGCUGGUUCACCACCUUCACCUUAUUCCCGGCCGCAGAUUGUGCUAGUGCCUGUAGCUUCGCUGCGGGUCAUCAAGUUGUGGAAAGCGCUUUAUUGCAGAUGGAAUCCUACAAUGAGGCAACAGGAUCCAAUAUACCAACGCACUCGCGAGCUGGUGGCGCUACGAGCGCAGCUAGAAGCAGCUGCAGCGGCUGCUGCUGGUGACCAUGCGGCGCGUCAACAGCGACUGGGGCUCACUCCGCCGCGAGUCGCCAGUCCACACCACGUCUGAACUGUAUAAGUAACGGGUAUAGUCAGAGUAAUUGUUUAGCUCGGGCCAUAACUGCAAAUGUCUUUGUGACUAGAACUACGUUUAUAUGUUGUCAGUGCUAGUGCGGUAAAGUCCUCUUCCAAUAUAUUUUAUAUUGUAAAUUUAAAUGAAGAUAAACAUUGGAAUUAGGGUAUCUAAUUAAUUUUUCCAAGGAAUUUUAAAUAUUAUGACUAGCAUAUGAAAUGAAUGUGAUCACGAGAAACGAUUAUAAAAUAAAUCUUAUUAAUUUGUAUGUAGAAGCGAUACCAAAAAAGUAUUUGAGUGCGAUUUUAAUAUUAUAUGACUUGUACAGUAAAAAUUUUACCUACAAAAACAUUUACUGCGCAUAUUUCAUUAUAUGUUCUUGAAAAAGUGGCGGCAAUGGGAGUUAUUAGGCAGUUCAUACUUCCGAAUAUUACUGUAUCAAAAUGAUAGCACAACGUAGCAGUAUUGUUUCUUUAAACACAUUAGCUGACCCGGAAAAUGUUGUUUUGCCCACUACCGCCACCUACUGGUAAUUUUUUCUUAUUUUGAUAAAAGCAAUCCAAUCUCUCAAGUUGAAGCAAACUAUACAAAAUUUACAAAACUCAAUUAAAAUCGGUUGAACAAUAAUAACAUUCGAAAAUUAGCGUGAACGAACGUCGUGACACGGGAUUUUAACAUAUUAAGAUAUUUUAAACCUACUUGAAAAAGGUCUAUAUAAGAUUAGGUUCUUAAUUCAAUUGUUAUUAUUAAACUAAAGUUUCAUCCCAAUCAUUUGGACGAGUGGCGGUCUUCCACCGUGCGUUUUUCAAGACACUUUCUUCUCCGCACAACCACUGUUUGGAAUCGACUUCCAGCUGCAGUAUUUCCGAACCGACACGACAACAUAACCUUCCAGAAAAGAGUAUAUUCCUUUUUAAAAGGCCGGCAGCACACUUGCAAUGCCGUUGGUAUUGCAAGUGUGACCAUGGGCGGCGGUAGUCACUUACCAUCAGGUGAGCUGCAUGCUCGUUUGUCCCCUGUGUUGUAAAAAAAAAUUUUUUUUUGUGUAAGCCCGUGUUCCGUACUUACUAUUUUGAUAAAAUAUAAAGUCCAUAUCUCUUCAAACGUAAUUGUUAUUAUAGUUUUCAAAUGCCCUAUUAUAACCUCAUGUAUACCUGUAGUGUGGAAAAAUCGUUCACAAAUUUAUAGGCAUGUAGAUUAUCUAAUAUCUUAUGAAUGAUAAUCCUUUGGAUGAUUAAAUUAAUUAAUAGUUAGUGAAAAUGGCAUUAUAUUUAUAAGUGAAUUGUGUAACUGAGAAACAUAAAUUCAACUUGGUAAUUAUUUGUAGUGUUAAUUGAAAUCAUUGUUUUGUAUAAUAAAUUGAAUAAUAGGAGUACCUAAUGUGUCCUGGUAAAUUCUGUACUGUAAAAUGCAAUUUCCACCUGUUUGUAUUAAUAUUUGGAUAUGCUAUUACUUGCCAAAUUAGAAACAAAUCAUUUGAAAUAGGUAUACUUUUAAUUUUAAUUUUUUUUCGCACUUAAAAAUAGAUGCUACUGAGUAUACAACAACUUAUUUAAUAUAUCGUAUCAAACCUACUCAAAAAUAUUUUGCAAAUAAUUUAGCGACCAAAAAUAUUGCAUUUGUAAAGAAGAGAUAAUAUAUUUUGCAAAACCUUAUUAAAAGCCUAUUACAUAGAUUGAUACAUUUAAUUCAUUUAGGAAGUAGUCAAUCAAUUUUUUUUUUAUUUUUAUAUUUCUUAGAUAUAGAAACACAUUUUACUUUUUUUUUUAAUUAAUAGUUAUUAAGCGCCUUGCCUCUCUUAAAAAAAAUAUUAAAAAUAUGUUGCAAUAUAUUGAACGUAUACAGCGUUAGAUAAUUUUAUUAUUAUACCAUUAGUACGAUAUAAAUGUAUGUUAUUAUUCAUCUUAUGUUUCCAAAUAUAUAAGGGUUUUUUAACGUUAAUUUAUACUAUUAUAUAUUAUAAUAUAUUUGCUGUGUAUUGCAAUUGGUUCAAGAGUUCGAUGGACGAAGAUAAUUAAAUUUAUCAGUUAAUAUAAUAUAAAUUAU